AUGGCGGCUUACGCAGCUCUACUUUCUCUCAGGCAUAUUAUCGAACAGCUUCAGCAUCACCCUUUCCCUCCAAUUUGUCUUGACCAAAACCAGAUCCAAUCUCUCACCGACAACCUCAAUUUCUUGCAGGAGUUUCUGGAGCAGGGAUAUCCUUGUGUUGGCAGCAGCAAAGAAGCAUUAGAUGUUUUUGAAAGUCGAAUUGCAGAUGCAGCUCAUGCAGCCGAAGAUAUGAUCGAGACCCGUGUUGUUGAUCAAAUUCUUGCUGAAUCGACUGCUCAAGCGUCGAAAGAUAUAACCGAAACCUGGGUUUGUGAUCAAAUUCUUGGUGGAUCAAGAAAAAGGAAGAAUACUAGAAUGCAAGAUCGUCUGCGCAGGAUUUUGUCGAUUUUUCGUGGUGCUGGUUCAUCAAGAUCUCCUUCAACGAGGCAGAAUGCCGUAGCUGGUUUAGAUGUCGUGGAAAAAAUCAGUUCCGUCGACUUGUACCGAGAUCUCGAUAAGGUGAUCCAAGACAUGGGUUUAAUCAAGAAAGAUGUGAUGGAGAUUAAAGAUAAUAAUAUUGGAAUCGAAGAUCACCUGCACAUGAAUUCUUCAAGUCUUGCUGGUGCUGCUUCGUCAAGCUCUCAUUUAACAACGAAGCAGGAAACCAUGGUUGGUUUUGAUGGGCGGUAUUGCAAAUACGAGAGCCGCAAAAUCUUGAGUGGGAAGAGUGAAGGUGAAUUAAGUGAAAGAGUGCAUAAAAGUAUAUGGGGAAGGAGAUAUUUGAUUGUACUGGAUGAUAUUUGGAGUGUUGAGGUGUGGGAUAGAGUACAAAUCUUCUUUCCGGAUAAUGGUCAAGGAAGUAGAGUAAUGAUAACAACUAGGCUGUCGAACGUUGUUUUUCAGAUAAUUGGCUCUCAUGGCCUCGUGAUGGAUUUCUUAAACGAGUAUAAAAGUUGGGAGCUACUGCGGAAAAGUAUUUUUGAAAAACAAGAAGAUUGCCCUCUUGAAUUAGAAGAAAUAGGAAAGAAGAUUGCCAAAAAUUGCAAAGGACUUCCUUUGUCAAUAGUCGUGAUUGGAGGACUACUUGCGAAGUCCAAGCCCACAAGAGAAUAUUGGGAAUAUAUUUCAGAAAAUUUAAACUCAAUUUUACAUUUAGAAGAGAAUGAGCGUUGCUUAAAAGUAUUGCAUUUGAGUUAUAAUCAUUUGCCGGUACAUCUGAAGCCAUGUUUUCUGUAUAUGGGAGUUUUUCCUGAAGACAAAAACAUACGUGUCUCCUGGCUCGUAAAAGUAUGGGUUUGCGAGGAUUUCUGA
Erythranthe guttata (spotted monkey flower) is the source of this 1290-nucleotide messenger RNA. Lineage: Eukaryota; Viridiplantae; Streptophyta; Magnoliopsida; Lamiales; Phrymaceae. The record is from RefSeq and is a predicted model, not a curated record.